CCGCCCCCGGCCGCUGCGGCCGGGCUGCGCAGGCGGCACGGCGCGGGCGCCGGUGAUGGGGGCGCGGGUGACUCGCGUGUUCCGCACCUUCAACGUGGAGAACCGCGCCCGCCGCGAGAUCAGCAAGGAGAAGCCCACGGCCGCGCCACGCCACCCCACCGCGCGGCUGGACGCGCUGGCUGAUCAUCCAGAAAUACAAGAAGAAAUUUACAGAAAAGAUGAAAGGCUCCUCACUUUGUUAAAAGAUGUUUAUGUUGAGUCUAGAGAUCCACCUGUGCAGGUAAAAGAUCGAGGUGGUGAACAUCUUCCAUGCAAACAGGAGGAAAAGAGACUUACAAAACUAGGUCAUUUGCAGGCUCUAGAUGUUAAGAAAGUUCCCAAAGGCAAAAUUUCCAUUGUGGAAGCUCUGACGCUUCUCAAUAAUCACAAACUUCGUCCUCAGAUAUGGACUGCAGAGAAAAUAGCAGAGGAGUACAGUCUGGAACUGAAGGAGGUCACCUCUCUCCUGGAAUUCUUCAUUCCUUUUACUGUGCAGGAAUUUCCUACUGAAGGCAGAAAAGCUAUAAAAUCAACAUAAAAAUAAUUACCGAAACCUUGUGUGAUCUCACUGGUGUCUUAAUGUUACUCUGAAUAUAUUCAUUGUCUGAAAAGAAUUACUAACGUGUCAUCCAACAAGGCUGCUUUUUUAUAUAAUAGGGUAUAUUCAGGAGUUCCAUUCUGGCUUCAAUUGAAUGCAGCAAUUAUUGGAGGCAGUUUAUAAACCAAAAUAUAACUAUUAAGUUGUAUUAAUGAGAUAAUCAGAGAAUCAUGUAACAGGCUGUCAUAUGCACAGGUUCACUUAAAAUACUAACCAGAACUUCCAUUAAAACAGGUAGCCUCUCUUAAUGGAGUAAAUUCCUGGCUUUUGGCUAAAUCAGUGCUCUGUGUGCACCAGCUUUGGAGUUUCAUGUUAUGGUCUAUAUUGACUUGCUGUCAAGAUGUAUAUACAACAAUGUUAUUAUUAUAAAUACUAUUGCAUUUUUAUACAGAAGAAAUAUAAUUUGCAAAGAAGGAUAACACUGGAAAAUUCAGCUGUAUCAAAAACUUAGAAUGAAAACAAAUAGCAAGAGGACCUCUUAAUGAUGCUGGAACAAGAAUGGCUGAUGAUAGCUCCUUUUCUCCACUCUGUUCUGAUUUAACUUUAACAUCUGUACUUCCCCAUAUACUGUCUAUCAGUUUGUGAAUAAGAGUGAAGGGAUAUUGUGGCAUCUGAGUCUCUUGCAGCUGUAUCUGUCACCUAUAGUACAGGUUCAUCUAAUAAUUAACAGGAUCUAGUAAUUAGAUCCACUGAUAGAUCUGUAAAUUGCUACCUGUCUUGUUUUAAAACAGCCCUGUUCUCCUUGUGGAGGCCUUGUCUGCUUUACCAAAAUGUGGGCUUAGAUCAGCUCCUGUUCGGUGAAGGUAAAUUGUCAACAUGCUGCAACACUGAAAUUGAAUACUGUCCUUUUCAGUAAAGAAUGUUACAACCUGUGAAGUGGUUUAUAACCUUUUGAAUACUAUUCAGGUGUGUGUAAAUAAGGAAGGAGUUUGGCGCUGGUGAUUACAAAAUCCCAGUGAAAACUGAUUCAUCCUUUCUAGCUAAAAUACAUAAAGGGAGGGGAAAAAGUCAGUUUAUAUUUAGAAAUGCAUUAUGAUUUUUUUCAAAAACUUAAUUUUGUGAGAUGCUGACAUUCCUAAUACACUUCACUUAAGAAGCUGAAUAUAUUAAAGGGCUAGAAGUCAGUACCUGGCCUACAAUGUAACUUUCUUUUAAGAACUUUUCUGACUGUGUCUGUGAUGUGCUGUGAAGAACACCAACUUUGCUAUUUCAGAGCAAGAUCCUUUCCGCUUCUCUCUCUGAUGAGAUGAAACAAGGUAUUUAUAGUAUAGUAUAGCACCGUGGUUUUGUUUGAUUUAUUUCUGACUGUACAUUAGUGAAAGAUGACAUAGCCACCUAAGUGCAUGGUAUAAAAGUUCUAAUUUGUUCUGCAGAUGUGUGGCUGGGUGACAGGCAAUAGGCUUGUCACUGUUCUUGGGGACAGAGCUGUACUCUGAAACUAAUGUAUACUACCUUGGAGCUGUGUAUCGCAUGAAGAUUUUUCCAGAAAGGAUUCUGUUUUAUAGAAUGUUGCAGCAAGUACUUUUAUGUUUGACUACUGUGAUUGACUACUGAUUGACUAAUGUGAUCUGUAAAGUAAUGUUCAGAAGGAACAAAUGUGGAAUGCAUUUGGUAGAUACUUGUUUAUUUUUGGAAGCUCUAAGAUUACUGUCUUUAAAAAUGAAUUUUUGCCUGGAUAUUUGGUAGAGUUAAUUAAAACCUUGCUUCACAAUCUGUCAGCAGUAGACAACAA
Rhea pennata is the source of this 2369-nucleotide messenger RNA. RefSeq names its product NADH:ubiquinone oxidoreductase complex assembly factor 4 (gene NDUFAF4). Gene Ontology annotation, biological process: mitochondrial respiratory chain complex I assembly. NCBI's taxonomy places the organism in Eukaryota, Metazoa, Chordata, Aves, Rheiformes, Rheidae. The transcript is spliced from 3 exons. Bases 56 to 577 code for a protein of 173 amino acids. Gene Ontology annotation, cellular component: mitochondrion. The record is from RefSeq and is a predicted model, not a curated record.